CUUACAAAUAUCGUGGAUAAAUUAUACGUAGUUGUAAGAGAUAAAAAAUAAAAUAUAAAUAAUGACACGUGAUAUAAAACAAAAAUAGAUUUUUAUUAAAUUUAAUAACGUUAUAAACACAUAUGCACACAAACCUAUGUAAACAGACACAAUUACUACCGCAUGUGAGAGGAAGGAAAAAUGAAAAAAAAAAUGGUGCUGGCGAAACAAAGAAAUAGAAGAAGUAGAUAAAUUUACAUACUUAGGCUAUACCCUCAACAAAAACGGAAAUAAUAACGAUCAUAUAAACAAUCUCACCAGAAAAGGCAUCCUAGCGGCAAGACAAGUAUGGGGACUAGGCGAAAGAUUAUUUAGGGAUAGUUUUAUGAAGCGAAUGUGGAUAUACGAUAAACUAGUCGCAAGUGUAAUAAGUUACGGGGUAGAGAUAUGGGGCUGGAAAGAAUGGGAAGAGGUGGAAAAAAUCCAAACCAAAUAUAUAAAGUGGUGCCUUGGACUGGAUAGAUGGACGCCAAAGUACAUAAUAAGAAAGAAAACAUUAAGGAACAAAGUACACACUAAUACAAUAAACAGAGCGGCAAGAUUUGAGGAAAAGAUCGAAACACAAGUCAAAAAGAUACUAUUAAAAAAGUGUGUGGAAGAAGUAACAAAAGGCCAAAUAAAAAGAAGUUGGGUAAAACAAAGGAUGAAGUGUAUUAAUGAAUGUGGGUUCAGUCAAGAAGGAUUGGAAGAGUUAAAGAGGAGAGGAGCAAAGUCAAGAUAUAACAAGAGGUAUAGAAAUAGAACCCCAUAUACAAUUACCAGCAUAUCUACAAAUUGAAGAGAAAAAGACGUUGCAAAAAAUAAAAGCAAAGGUCAGAUGUGGAAACAUGGAAGAUGACAACAAAUAUUGGGAAACUGAGGAGAGGAGGAAAUGCAUACUAUGCAAAGAAAAGGCUGGUACACUAUGGCACAUGGUUAAAGAAUGCAAAGAAUUAAACAGAGUAGGCUUCAGCAUACAAAAAAUAACAUCAGAGGAAUACACAGAGGAAGUUAUGGAAUGGUGUAAAGUAUUAGACAGGAAAAGAAAAGAAAAAAGCUUAAUAACUGAAUAAC
This is a messenger RNA of Eufriesea mexicana, 1092 nucleotides long. RefSeq lists its product as uncharacterized. The transcript has 2 exons. Bases 365 to 817 code for a protein of 150 amino acids. The record is from RefSeq and is a predicted model, not a curated record. Lineage: Eukaryota; Metazoa; Arthropoda; Insecta; Hymenoptera; Apidae.